Vanrija pseudolonga is the source of this 2383-nucleotide messenger RNA. It is a transcript of the gene prh1, whose product is annotated as putative ATP-dependent RNA helicase prh1. The record is from RefSeq and is a predicted model, not a curated record. Gene Ontology annotation, biological process: positive regulation of transcription by RNA polymerase I. Gene Ontology annotation, molecular function: helicase activity; ATP hydrolysis activity; double-stranded RNA binding. The transcript has 3 exons. Bases 47 to 2383 code for a protein of 778 amino acids. Gene Ontology annotation, cellular component: nucleolus; intracellular anatomical structure. NCBI's taxonomy places the organism in Eukaryota, Fungi, Basidiomycota, Tremellomycetes, Trichosporonales, Trichosporonaceae.
CUGCCAUCUUGCAGCAUCUCGAUCUUCUUUCGACGCAAGCACCACUAUGCCGCCCGCACAACCGGGGCCGAGCAAGCCCAAGGCCACGAUGGCGAACGGCACAACGCCCAAGGCCAAGCCCAAAACCCGCGUGGCCAACUUCUUCAGCGACGACGACGAGGCCGACCACGAGCGCGCUGCCGCUGCUGGUGCCGCGCCGGCGAACGGCGUGGUGCGCAAGAAGCGGCGGCUGAACGACAAGCACGGCAAGGGCAAGGCGCGCUCCGAGGAGCUGGAGCGCAUUGCCGCCGAGCUGCUGGUCAAGCGGUACGAGCUGCCAUUCUACCAGGGCCGGAGAGACAUCCUGUCCCAGAUCCUGGACAACGACACGGUCGUGAUCAUCGGCGAGACGGGCUGCGGCAAGUCGACGCAGCUUGGCCAGUUGUUGCGGCGGCACGCGCUCGCACUGGAGCACUACGGCCCGCGCGGCCCCUCGGUGGCCAUCACGCAGCCGCGCCGUCUGCCGACGAUCAGCCUGGCGACGCGCGUGGCGGCCGAGAUGGGCGUCGCCGUCGGCGGCGAGGUGGGCUACGCCGUGCGAUUCGAGGACGCGACGUCGCGCGACACGCGGGUGCGCUUCAUGACUGAGGGCGUGUUGAUGCGCGAGCUGGCCAACGACGGGCCGCAGGCCAAGAAGGACAAGGGCAAGGCAAAUGGCGAGGCGAAGGACGACACCGCCGCCGACGACCCGCUCAACCUCCUCCUCCGGUACGACGUCGUCAUCAUCGACGAGGCGCACGAGCGCACGCUCAACACGGAUUUCCUCCUCGGGUCCAUGAAGAAGAUCCAGCGGCUGCGGAAAGCGCGCGCGGGCGAGGGGGUCAAGCCACUCAAGAUUGUGAUUAUGAGCGCGACCCUCGACCCGGUGAAAUUCACGUCCUUCUUCUCUGGCGCGCCGGCGCUGCACGUCCCCGGACGCAUGUUCGACGUCGCGACGAGCCACACGGCCAAGCCGGUCGACGACUUUGUCGAGGCUGCUGCCGACGCCGCGUUGAUGGUGCACACGCGCAAGCCGAGCCCGGUCGGCGAGAUGCUCGUGUUCAUGCCGGGCUCUGACGAAAUCGAGAACCUCGUGUCCCUCCUCAAGCGCAGGGGUAACGACCUCGCGCCGGACGCGACGCAGCUCCAAGUCCUGCCGCUGUACGCCUCGCUCCCCGCGACGGCGCAGUCCAAGAUCUUCGCCCCCGUGCCGGGCAACACGCGGCGCGUGGUCGUGGCCACCAACAUUGCCGAGACGUCGCUCACGAUCCCCGGCGUCGGCUUCGUCAUCGACUCGGGCUACAAGAAGGAAAAAGAGUUCAUCUACCGCGCGUCGGGCGCAAUCGAGCACCUGCGCAAAAUGGAGAUCUCGCAGGCGUCGGCGUGGCAGCGGACCGGCCGCGCAGGCCGCGAAAUGCCAGGCGAGUGCCUGCGGCUGUACACCGAGGCCGCGUUCCGCAAGAUGCCAGAGUUCGACACGCCCGAAAUCCAGCGGUGUAACCUCGCCAACGCGGUGCUGCAGCUCAUCGCGAUGCGACAGGACCCCUUUGCAUUCGAGUACAUUGACCCACCGUCGCGCGACUCGAUCGCCGCGGCGUUCCGCACACUCGCUGGCCUCGGCGCCAUCUCCUCCCCCACCGACAUCACCCCGCUGGGACGGCAAAUGCUGCACUACCCACUCGAUCCGGAACACGCGCGUAUCCUCGUCGCGGCGUUCGAGCUCGGCUGCGCCGCCGAGCUGAUCGACAUCCUCGCGCUCGUUGUCUCUGGGCCAGUGUUCCACGAUCGCGGGGACACGCGCGAGACGGCGGCGGCCGCGCGCGCAAAGUUUAUCCACCGAGACGGCGACCACCUGACCGCGAUGAACGUCCUGCGCGCUUACCUCUCCCUGCGGUCCGGUGACAACGACGACGGCGACGACGACGACAGGCCAAAAGCAGGCAAGGGCGGCAUCGGCGCCUGGUGCCGCGACAACCACGUCAACGGCAAGACGCUGGCGGCCGCCGCGCGCGUGCGCGCCCAGCUGCGCAUGCUCGCCGAGCGGCACGGCGCGGACGCGAGCUCGUCGUGCGCCGGCGACUUUAGCCUCGUCGGCCGCGCGCUCCUCCAGGGCCUGUUCAUGAACACGGCCGUCAUCCAGGCCGACGGGAGCUACAGGCAGACGGUCGGCUCGCUCACCGUCAAGAUCCACCCGUCGAGCGUGCUCGCCGGCCGCAAGGUGCCUGCCAUCGUGUACGACGAGCUGGCGAUCACGAGCGCAAUCUACGCGCGCAACGUGAGCGCGUUCGACCAGGACCUGCUUGUCACCGUGCCGUGGUUCCAGAAGGCGGGGGCCGCGCAGCCCGUCAGCCGGAAAACAGUCUAG